Molecule: messenger RNA, 1553 nt
Organism: Cuscuta campestris
Lineage: Eukaryota; Viridiplantae; Streptophyta; Magnoliopsida; Solanales; Convolvulaceae
Source: the annotation of a GenBank genome assembly
CACUGCUCUUGUGCAUUUUAGAUAUGAGUUUGAGAUAGAUGAUUGGAGAUGCCCAUCUACACCAAAACAGACCUCCACGAUCGCCAGAAGCAUCAUUCCAUCCAUUAUCAAUGUCUGAGUGGUCUCAGCUCCCCGGAGAACUUAUUGACCUAAUCGCCAGCCACCUCGAUUCCGAAAUCGAUUUCCUCCGCUUCCGCUCCGUCUGCUCGUCCUGGCGAUCCUCCGUCCCGGAGAAACCCAACAACUCUUACCCCUCCCGCUUUCCCGUCAUCCCAAAUGACGGAAUCUCCGAUACCAGCUGGGGCUUUAAGCUCUCCAGGCGCCCCGUUUACAUGAUCCGAUCUCCCGGACCUGAUGAUCCGACACCCUCACCAUCCAAUGCCUGGAUCGUUAAGCUCGAUUUUGAGUUUCCUGGCCGAUCGCGAUUGCUUAAUCCUCUCUCCGGAUCACAUUUGAAGCUGCUCCCUUCGAAUUUCCCCAAACGCCUCGAUGUUUCGCAAUACCACAUUCGCGAAUUGGGCCAAGAGUUCGCUCUUCACUACAUAAACUACAGGCCUUUGGCGACUUCAGCCGGCGAGGCUGCCAAUCUUUAUAGGGAGAAGGUCGCCUUGUGUCCGGAUGAACACAUGUUAGGGUUUGUGCUAUUAACCAUUCAUGUUUCUGGGAAAUUGGUUAUUUAUAGAUCUGGUGGUUCCAAAUGGACUGUAAUCAACGACCUGAAUUUACCUUAUGAUGAUGUGAUCACCAAGGGCGGACGCUUUUAUGCUGUUGAUAAUAUCGGAAGAACCGUGAUUCUUAACCUGUAUUCCAGCACGGACGUGAGUUUGAGUGUCGUUGCGCAGCCAGUUUUUGGUGGAGACAAGAAGUUCCUGGUGGAAUCAUGUGGAGACUUGCUAAUGGUUGAUAAGUACUUGACUGCCGGGCCUGAGGAUGAUCUAGGAUACAGUGAAGGUUUUGAGUUUUAUGAGGAUUUUGAUUGUUUCAUGAGCGAGAGAACCGUGAAGUUUAAGGUUUAUAAAUUGGACGAAGCAGGAGGGAAAUGGGUUGAGGUUUCCACUUUGAAGGACAGGAUACUCUUCUUGGGUGAAAAUUGUGCAUUUUCUGCUACUGUCUCGGAGCUCAAUUCUGAGUGCAAAGGGAACUGUAUAGUGUUUGCAGAUCUCUUAUUCUACAUGAGGGAAGAAGAUGAAGAAGAUGACGGUGUCUUAAAAUUACAUGGUAUAGCUGUCUAUGACUUGGACACAGGCAGCAUUGGUCCUAUAAGUAGUUAUGCUCGCUAUUCUGAGCUAUUUUGGCCACCUCCUCCUUGGAUCUCUUCUACUUCACAGAUCCAAGACGGGAUGGGCCAACUGCGUAUUUGAGCUUCUUACGUCAUAAUAAGAUGUGGAGAGAUGAACUGACAAUGCUGAUGCCCCGGAUGGUCUUGACGCCGUUUGACUCUCCGGUCUUCUUCUGUUUUAGCUUCUUAAUUGCAUACAUUAAUCUUCAUUUAACUAUGGGAUAAUGCAUCUUUUGGUGUUGGAAAAAAUAGUUAAUAAAGUUCAUUAGACUUU